GGCAUGGCAGCCUUGAAGAAAAACAUUGCAACCGCGCGCGCAUUGAAGCCGCUCGCAGGCAGUCAGACUUUAGUCCCCGACCCGGACUGCAACUGGCCAAUACGGGCUGCCUUGCUGAGGCUAAUCCCUGUUCUGUGUUUCAGACAACCCCAUCCCCGUGCGGGCGACCAGGGGGGCACUGGGUCAGCCAUGCCAGAGGAGGGGGCCCCGUACUACUGGAAUGGACUGGCCUGGAUGCUCGAAGAGUGUUGGAAUGAGGUCAUCUCGUUCGGAUUCAUCCUCCAGGGGAGCUGCGAUACCCCUCGCUCGUCUCCACCACCUCUUGGCCAUCUAGACCCAUCACAUCGGUUCAGGUCACCCUCUAACCAUGGUCUGUCGAAACCGGGGCACAUUAGCUGAUGUCAGCACCUAAUUGCGACACUAUUGAUAUGGCAUAGCAUGUGGACUGAGACCACCACAGCCAGCCAAACU
Molecule: messenger RNA, 471 nt
Organism: Aspergillus costaricaensis CBS 115574
Lineage: Eukaryota; Fungi; Ascomycota; Eurotiomycetes; Eurotiales; Aspergillaceae
Exons: 4
Coding region: 4-399 (131 amino acids)
Source: RefSeq, a predicted model, not a curated record